This is a messenger RNA of Xyrauchen texanus (razorback sucker), 6175 nucleotides long. RefSeq names its product gap junction beta-3 protein-like. Gene Ontology annotation, cellular component: connexin complex. Bases 380 to 1312 code for a protein of 310 amino acids. Lineage: Eukaryota; Metazoa; Chordata; Actinopteri; Cypriniformes; Catostomidae. The record is from RefSeq and is a predicted model, not a curated record. Gene Ontology annotation, biological process: cell communication. The transcript has 3 exons.
UACAGGGCAGACAUUCAUGGACAAGUUGAAACACGAAGGAGCCGCAUGCAGACGUUGGGAACACUUCAAACCACUAACGCUCACAGAAAGAGUGUGUGUGUGUAUACUUGACUGAACUGUCCAAACAAAGAAUGGAUACUAAACUCCACCCUCGAGCUCUGGAGGCGUGUUACCAAAACCAGAUCCACAGAGCCAAAAAACAAAACAAAAAAAAGAAAGAAAGAAAAGAGAGAGAUCUUCAGUAACAAGUUUAACAGCCUUCGAAUUUUAAGACCAUUGGGACAUCAAAAGUUGUGUUACCUGUUUCUGACACUAAUACAGUUUCAGAGGAAGAAUUCAGAGAAGACAAGAGUAUGUUGGGCUUUUCUUAAGUUGAGCCAUGGACUGGAAGACUUUCCAAACUCUGUUAAGUGGGGUGAAUAAAUACUCCACUGCGUUUGGUCGCAUUUGGCUCUCUGUGGUUUUUGUGUUUAGAGUGAUGGUUUACGUUGUAGCUGCGGAGAGAGUUUGGGGUGAUGAGCAGAAAGAAUUUGAUUGCAACACAAAGCAACCAGGCUGCUCGAACGUCUGCUACGACCACUUCUUCCCCAUGUCCCACAUCCGCCUGUGGGCCCUGCAGCUCAUCUUUGUCACCUGUCCAUCGCUGAUGGUGGUCAUGCAUGUGAAGUACCGUGAUGAACGUGAACGGAAGUAUCGUGCCAAACAUGGCGAAAAUGCCAAGUUAUACAACAAUACGGGAAAGAAGAUUGGUGGACUGUGGUGGACCUACUUGAUCAGCCUUUUUGUCAAGACUGGCAUAGAGAUCACCUUCUUGUACAUCCUACAUUAUAUUUACGACAGUUUCUACCUGCCUUCUUUGGUGAAGUGUGAAGUCAAUCCAUGCCCCAACAUUGUGGAUUGCUACAUUUCCCGACCCACAGAAAAAAGGGUCUUUACCUACUUCAUGGUUGGAGCUUCAGCACUGUGUAUUGUGCUCAGUGUGUGUGAGAUCAUCUAUCUCAUCUCCAAGCGCAUCGUUCUCUGUGCCAACCAAUUUAAAAUGCAUCACAGAAGCAGCACGCCACUUCACGGAAGAUACAGAGACAUGGACAGUAACUGCAGUAUUCCUUUGCACGAGCUGGACUGUAUACACGAGUACAAGCCUGAGUCUAAAUCAGAGUUUAGGUCUGGGUAUAAACCUGAGUUUAAACCACAGCGUAAAGCUGAGCUCAAGCCAACCUUUAAACCAGCUUACAGGCUCAGUGUGGACAUGAUAGCUUCUGCUCCAAAUCUCUCAAUACCUAUGUAUAAGAUGCAGUCUGAUAUACUUUAGAACAUUGUUUCACAACAAUUGUCAGGUGUGCAGUGGAAAAUUAUCAAAUUCCACAAAAUUAAUAAAUGAGUGGGAAAAAAAAAACAUUUCAGGGAUCUAAACUCCUCGCCUUUUGGAGAAAUUCACCAUUUUUAAACAAUAAUCAGUCACUUUUGUGACUGUGAAGAGCAAUGAUUAAUGUACAAAAGUGACUAAUAUAGUGACUUUCAUACGACUCGCGGCAGAAUACAUUGAAGUCUAUGAAGUGUUUUUCACACACACGUUUUUGCUUCACCAAUAAUGUCUUUGAGAGUACUAAGCAACAAGAAAUAUUUAAAAACUGUCCAAGUUUGUGAAGAAAUAUUGAAUGUCUCAUAAUUUCUUAUAAUUAAAUAUGGCCUUAUUGUUUACGAAUAUCAGAGACCCCAGUUAUUUAACUAAUUUAAAUUCACUAAGAAAACGCUUCGACCUAAACAUUAGUCCUUUUAUUACUUUCUGCUAUCAAAGCAACUGCAAGCUUUUUUCUCUCUUCCAAAUACAUGUUUCCAAUGUUUAUUUUGCACACCUCCCACUUUUUUACGUGACAAACUCGUAAAAUCGCCCCUCUGUGACGCUUUCUGCAACUCUUGUCAUGUUGAGGGCAAUGCGGCGUUUGACGCUGGCGUUGAACGGAGCAUUGGCGCCUCGACUCAACUCAUCUGAAAUGCGCUUUACAGUGACGAAAGAACUUUAUUGAAACUCAAAAUUAUUAUUAUUUGUCCAUUAUUGUGGUCUUUUCUGAUAAAAGUCUUGCUCAGAAGUUUAAAUAGGUUAUUGUAGGAAAAUCAAACCAUAGAUCUGCUUUGUGUUUAUUAUUCUUAUACUGAAGUCAGUAGAUUUGUAGCCAUGCAAGUUUUAAUAAAGGAGAAGGUAAGGACUUUAUUGAAUAGUUAUGUGCCAUAGAAUUUUUAGUUGUAAAAAGGUUGAGAAACACUGCUCUAGAACAUGUUUUGGUUCUCUACCAAGUCCCCUGGAGGCAUAAAAUAGGCUUCGAUCCUGAGCUCUCAAGUUUCAAAGACUUGGUUAUUCACCUUCCAUGGAGACCUACAAAAACUGCCAAUCUUGGGUCGUUGUCAAUUGCAGCAACUAUUGCUCUGAAAUACCAGGGAUUAAGUGUCUUUCCAAUUACCAAAAUGAUGUGGCUGUAAAGGAGUUCAAUAGAAAGGAGGAGGCGAGAUCCAGCCUGGCGAUAUAAACAAUAUUUUAAUGAUUAACUUAAACAAAAGACAAACACACACACAUGACGGACAUGUCCGUAAACGAUCUCUCUCUCUCUUGGCACCACCAUCAGCAAUCGGCCUUUAUCCCUCUCAGAGGCUUAAUUAGCCUGAUAAGGGACCGGGUGUGUAAUCACAACCCGGCCCGCCCUCCGCCCUGUCACAGUAGCAUUCAAAUAUUAUGCCAAUGUACAUAUAUGCGAUAUAGGCUCAUACAAUUAAAGUUAUUGAGAUGUACAAAUAUACGCUGAAACACCUUUUACACACUGUUCACAAGUUGUGCAUUAUCCUGUUGGAUAAGACUGUUGGUAGAUAUUGGAACUGACACAAUGGGGAGCUAAUGAUUGUUAAAUGGCCAAGCGGGCGUGGUUAUCGACCGAUAAAGAUAAUCAAAAAAUGGCCAAAUAUUGACAGAUUUAUCUACUUAGCCAAUAAAUAUGGGUUAUCACUAAUUCUAAAUAAGAAAGGGGUGAAAAUUCAUUCCUUUUCUUCUAAUUUAUUCUUCCCAAUGUUAAAGCAUUCCUUACAUAAAAUGAACAAAGAGUUAUCAAAUAAUUUGGAAAGCAUUCAUGGAGAACACACCUUGCACAAACCUCACCACACUAGCACCUAAAAAGAUAGAAGAGGGAGGAAGGGAGGAGCUGCACUGUAUGUGAAAAGAUGUAACAAAAUGCCUCAUGGGUCACUAGUUUACUGAAAAAUGUUGUGCGUGUGUAUCAUUUUCUCAUGUCCUGGUAUUUGUUACAAAGAUCAGAUCAAAGAGGUUUCAUAGUUAAUGUUAAUCUGCAAUCACACAUGGACUCAAAUGGAAAACUCUGCUGAAAUAAUAAGAGGUACACUGGCAGCUAAAAGUUUGGAAUAAUGUCCUGAUUUUGCUUUUAUGGAAAGAAAUUGGUACUUUUAUUCACCAAAGUGUGAUUCAACUGAUCACAAUGUAUAGUCAGGACAAUAAUAACAUGAAAAAUGACUAUUACAAUUUUAUUUUAUUUUUCAGAACUUCUUGAACUACUUCAAAGUGUUCUCAUCAAAUAUCCUCCACAUGCAGCAAUUACAGCUUUGCAGAUUCUAGGCAUUCUAGCUGACAGUUUGUCCAGAUACUCAUGAUGACAUUUCACCCCACGCUUUCAGUACCACUUGACAUAGAUGUGUCUUGUCGGGCACUUCUCACGCAACUUACAGUCUAACUGAUCCCACAAAAGCACAAUGGGGUUAAGAUCCAUAACACUCUUUUCAAUUAUCUGUUGUCCAAUGUCUGUGUUUCUUUGCCCACUCUAACCUUUUCUUUUUGUUUUCUGUUUUCUUUGCAAUUCUUCCCAAAAGGCAUGCACUGCUGAGUCUACCCUUUACCCUUUAAUUCAAUAAAGCUGUCAGCUUAGGACAUGUGAAGCAUCUAUUUCUCAAACUAGAGACUCAGAUGUACUUAUCCUCUUGUUUAGUUGUACAUCUGGCCUUCCACAUCACUUUCUGUCCUUGUUAGAGCCUUUGUCUUUGAAGACUGUAAUGAGCAACUUUGUAUGAAAUCUUCAUUUUUUUUGGGCAAUUUUAUAACCUUCAUUCCUCAAAACUAUGAUUGACUUACGAGUUCCUAGAGAAAGCGGUUUCUAUUUUUUUGCCAUAUUUGACCUAAUAUUGACCUUAAGACAUGGCAGUCUAUUGCAUACUGUAUAUUGCAUAAUGCAACUCAAAAACAAACAAAAAGACAAUGUUAAGCUUCAUUUAAUGAACCAAAUAGCUUUCAACUGUGUUUGAUAUAAUAGCAAAUGAUUUUCUAGUACCAAAUUAGCAAUUUAGCAUGAUUACUCAAGGAUAAGAUGUUGGAGUGAUGGCUGCUGGAAAUGAGGCCUGUCUUGUUUUGAUCAAAAAUUACUUUUUUCAAAAAGUGAUGGUGCUGUAGAUUUGUGUCCUGACUAUACUUUGUGAUCAGUUGAAUGCCACUUUGGUGAAUUAAAGUACCAAUUUCCUUCCGAAACAAAAUCUGUACAUUAUUCCAAACUUUUGGCCACCAGUGUCUAUGAAAGUACCUUUGGCCUUAUAAUAUGGUAGAUCAAGAAAACAUGUAUUCCUCCUCCUUUAUUCAUUGCAAAAAUAAAUACAUUAAAAAUGUGUUCUACACUUUGUUGGAAUUUGUAAGUUUUGAAGCUAGUUUUGUUCAGACUUAUGAUCAGAUGUUAAAUUGUUUAGCUGAGAUUUUUUAUUGGUGCUACACACCCUGCCUUUGUAUCAAAAAGUGAAUCAACGCACUGACAUGCUGUUUCAUGAAAUUUUUACAUUUAUGCAUUUGCAGACGCUUUUAUCCAAAGCAACUUACAGUGCACUUAUUACAGGGACAAUCCCCCCAGAGCAACCUGGAGUUAAGUGCCUUGCUCAAGGACACAAUGGUGGUGGCCGUGGGGAUCGAACUAGCAACCUUCUGAUUAACAGUUAUGUGCUUUAGCCCACUACGCCACCAUGUACUAAUAAUGUGUAAGUAUAGUGUUGUAAAUAGUGGAUUUCUUCUAAAUCAAGAAGUUUAAAAAAGUAUGUUUAUUUAGAUAUUUUGUAUAAAUAAAGUACAUAUAUUUUAAAAAUGCCUUUCGUCAAAUUUUUGGAGAUUAAAUCUGUUCAAACCAUUGAAACAAAGAGGAAAUAUUUUGAAUUAUUGUAGAGGCAUAAAAGUGACUGCAAGCCUCUACAAUAAAAAAGUAUGGAUUUUGUUUCCUCUUUAAUCCUUUUUGGUUGUUAAAAAAAAAAAAAAACUUGUUUCCUUGAUCCUAAUCAGUAUUUAAUUGUAAAACUUGAAAAGUGUGGCAUGCACAAUGUCUACAUAACAUCUACAUUUAUUUUGUAACAUUUAGAAAUAAAAAAGUUCUAUUUUCCCAAUAACCAUUUAUAAUGAUGUUCUCAGUUUGCUGUGUAUGACAUAUUUUAUUAGUCUUUAUAUCUCGAAGACUAGUUUGAAAAACUUUUAUAUAAAGAGAAUCGUGAUAUGAGCGUAAAUCGAUCAUCCGUGUUCUGCUACUGCUUUUGGGUACUUGAAUAACGUAUAAUGUGCGAGUAAGGGCAGCUGGUGGACUUUCUGGUGCCCCCCUAAGGAGUUGGUGCCCUACGCAGACUGCGUAGUCUGCUUAUAGAGUGGCGGUACUGGCAAAAACUAUAAUGUAUAUUUUAACCACUUUAUUUUGUCAAAGCUCUAAUCAUGCAUGUAAAAUAUGUUUUUGAGGGUGGAUGAAUUAUGCAUCAAAACGUGUAAAUGCACCUGACUGGUUUAACAAGUUAAUUGCCGUUAAGAGAUAAACAGAAGUACUCUGUGUUACUGGUUAGUUACUUUCCUCUUUUGGCAGGAAGAAUACAUUUUUAUUUUGUAUCUGUUGUAAAAAGAGUUAAGCUUUACCUGGUACAGGGUGGACUUGACCUUAAAUGAAUAAGUUUGGCACAUUCAUUACAACAUAUUUUGUUUUUAAUUGUAAAUUAACCUUCUCCUGAUUCAUUUUGUACAGGCUGGAAGACAAAGAACAAAAUAAAAUACAAUUUCUGGAGGAUGGUUAAUGUCAGUUAUAUCACAUAAUAUCAGUUAACAACACACAAAGAAAUACAAUGGCAUUUUAUCAACAUGACAAAAGGCAACAAUAAAUUAAUGGAAGUCUAUAGG